AUGGUUGGAAGACAGACAAUCCGAAUGGAUGGCAAUGGUUCUGUGACAGUUAUGGAUGACAGUCCCGCAUCCAGCCCCAACUCAAGCCCCAGUCCUGACAGGCUUUCAGCGGACAGCCGGCGCGCAGAGGGCCUGUCUCGCUCAAGGGUGGUCCCGUCCGGUGGCCUUAGUGGCAGAGGGCGACCAGCAGCAGCCAACGCGGCGCGCGAGAGAAGUCGCGUGCAGACCCUCAGACACGCGUUCCUCGAGCUACAGAGAACGUUACCGUCUGUGCCACCGGAUACCAAACUAUCCAAACUAGACGUUUUGAUACUGGCAACCACAUAUAUAGCGCAUUUAACGAGAACCUUGCAAGAAGAGGAGAUGGAAGAGGGGGAUAACACAAAACACACUGAAGCUUUAAACUCACUCAAAGGAGAUGGUUACUUACAUCCUGUGAAAAAGUGGCCAAUGCGUUCAAGGUUAUAUAUCGGUGCCACUAGCCAGUUCCUGGGAAACUCAAAUGAAAAUCAAGCGGCAUCUUCGUCGUCAUCUCAAACAUAG
Molecule: messenger RNA, 543 nt
Organism: Xyrauchen texanus (razorback sucker)
Lineage: Eukaryota; Metazoa; Chordata; Actinopteri; Cypriniformes; Catostomidae
Product: transcription factor 24-like
Exons: 2
Coding region: 1-543 (180 amino acids)
Biological process (GO): developmental process; regulation of transcription by RNA polymerase II
Molecular function (GO): RNA polymerase II transcription regulatory region sequence-specific DNA binding; protein dimerization activity; DNA-binding transcription factor activity, RNA polymerase II-specific
Source: RefSeq, a predicted model, not a curated record